GUGACAACACGGAGGAAGUAAUAGCAUGUAAAUCCUACAUAAUUUUUUUAUUUUGUACUUAGGUAUUUUGUUUCAUCAGAUCUGGUUGUCUCUUUGAGAUGGCAUUAGUUGUUAUCUGUGGUCAACCAUGUAGCGGGAAAUCAACAGCUGCAGCUUGUUUAUCUGAAGCGCUUGGACAAACGGAACCAGAACCAUCAGUUAGAACUAUUGAUGAAACUUCGUUUCAUCUUAGUCGCAACCAAAGUUAUGUGAACAUGACCGAGGAAAAGAAUUUAAGAGGCGUAUUGAGGUCUGAAGUUGACAGAUCUUUGUCAAAGGACAGUAUAGUUAUAGUGGAUUCUCUUAAUAGCAUCAAGGGCUAUAGAUAUGAGUUAUGGUGUUUGGCGAGAGCAGCAGGGAUUAGAUAUUGUGUUGUCCAUUGUGACGUUGAUGAGCAAUCUUGUAGAACAUGGAACGUCGAACGUCGUGAGAGAGGAGAACCGUCUUAUGAUGAUUAUAUAUUUGAAGAUCUUAUAAGAAGGUUUGAAAGGCCAGAUAGCAAAAAUAGGUGGGAUUCUCCAUUGUUCGAGUUAUGGCCAGCUAAAGAAGGAAUUGAUAAAUCAUCUACAGCUAUGGUUGAUGCUGUUACCUAUUUAACGAAAAAAGUAGACUCGAAAACAAGGGAUGUUAAGAUCCUGCAGCCAACCAUCGCAACCCAAAGUGCAAGUGGUUCUGAGGCAAAUUCUUUAUAUGAGAUGGACAGGGCGACACAAGAAAUUACAAGUGCUAUUGUGGAAGCUCAGUCCCGCGCUCUUGGGGGUCCUCUCAAUGGUGUAUCUCUUGGUCCAGGAAUACCAACUAUAGAUAUUUCGAGAUCUGUCAGUCUGCCAGAGCUCCGUAGGCUACGACGAACUUUCAUCAAGCUUGCUGGACAUACAAGCUUGAGCGGGCCACCCCCUCCUUCAGAUGCUGACAGUGCAAAAAGGAUGUUUGUUGAUUACUUGAACACAGAACUAGGAAGUGGUUGAAGAAUUAUGUUACAAUGAGGAGGGUACACGUGGAAGUUCGUUAGUUUUGACGGGUAUAACUGGGCUACUUGAAUAAUAGCAAGGGCAUUUUGGGACCAAAACGAGACGGAGGGUAUAGUCAUCCUAUUUUCAAUAAUCUCUUUAAGCAUGGCUGAUUUGCAAACAGGACAGAACAAUCUUGACUGAGUACUGUAAAAUUAUAUGCAUUCUUUUAUAGUAUAAAGAAUGUUUGUGGUGUAUAAUUUAACAUGUUAUACUAUUUUUUCCAGAAUAUUUAUCUAAGCUUCACCAUUUACAAUUACUCGUAGUUAGAUGUUAAGAUGAAAGAUAUUUAAGUUUAUAUGAAAAUAUUUGUCGUAUAUUGAUUAGUUUGGAGCAGACGCCAGACGCAAAUUAAAGGCCCGGUCUGAAUGUGAUUUUGAAUUUAGAUUGA
Solanum dulcamara is the source of this 1440-nucleotide messenger RNA. Its product is annotated as protein KTI12 homolog. The record is from RefSeq and is a predicted model, not a curated record. NCBI's taxonomy places the organism in Eukaryota, Viridiplantae, Streptophyta, Magnoliopsida, Solanales, Solanaceae. The transcript has 2 exons. The coding region runs from base 99 to 1007 and encodes 302 amino acids.